AUGAGUGAUCCUUGUGUCUUUAGCUGCAUCAACGCUGCCCAGCAAAACCUGGACUGGGUGCCCCACAGGGACAACACUCCUUCCUUGGAAGAGCAACUCAGCUCAGCCAUGGCGGAGGAGCAAAAGCUGGAGGAGGAGCUAGAAAGGGAAACAGCUCGGAAUGAGGAAUUGAAGGAGGAAGUGAGCCGACUGCUGCCAGCAUGCCCACAGGAAGUCGACUCCUUAUGGGAGAAGGUGGCCAUCUUGGAAAAGCGGACAAGAGAAGAAUCUUUAUCAAAUCUAGACAUACAGUCCCUCUACACAGAAGAUCUUCAGAGACAGUCUGAGAAGGAAGAGAUGUUUGCCCAAGAGAGUCUAAAGAGAAGGCUCCAUGAGACGGAGGCAGCUCACUCUGAGACCGUGCUAGAGCUGGAGAAGACCCGGGACAUGCUCAUUUUGCAACACCGCAUCAACCGGGAUUACCAGGUGAACCUUGGAGACUGAGCUGUCCACCUGGGAGAUGGAACAAAAGGG
Rhineura floridana is the source of this 513-nucleotide messenger RNA. It is a transcript of the gene RPGRIP1, whose product is annotated as RPGR interacting protein 1. The transcript has 3 exons. The coding region runs from base 1 to 483 and encodes 160 amino acids. Gene Ontology annotation, biological process: retinal rod cell development; non-motile cilium assembly. Gene Ontology annotation, molecular function: thromboxane A2 receptor binding. Gene Ontology annotation, cellular component: photoreceptor connecting cilium. NCBI's taxonomy places the organism in Eukaryota, Metazoa, Chordata, Lepidosauria, Squamata, Rhineuridae. The record is from RefSeq and is a predicted model, not a curated record.